Messenger RNA from Gambusia affinis (western mosquitofish), 1774 nucleotides. RefSeq names its product adaptin ear-binding coat-associated protein 1-like. The coding region runs from base 108 to 866 and encodes 252 amino acids. NCBI's taxonomy places the organism in Eukaryota, Metazoa, Chordata, Actinopteri, Cyprinodontiformes, Poeciliidae. The transcript has 8 exons. The record is from RefSeq and is a predicted model, not a curated record. Gene Ontology annotation, cellular component: membrane; clathrin vesicle coat. Gene Ontology annotation, biological process: endocytosis.
GCGCAGCUACACCUUGAAUUACGGUUACGCCACCGUUAACGCCGAACGGACAACCACCGUCACCACCACAACAACAACCACCACCGGCGAGCUGUGUAGCAGUCAAGAUGGCGUCCGAGGGUCAGCUCGACUAUGAGUCGAUUCUGUGUGUCAAACCCGAAGUAAAUGUUUACCGCAUCCCUCCGAGAGCAUCUAACCGGGCUGUCAGGGCUGCUGAUUGGAAGCUGGAUGCUCCUGACUGGACGGGACGCAUGCGUGUGACGGCUCGAGGCAAAGUAGCCUUUGUGAAAUUGGAGGACAAAGUGUCCGGGGAGCUGUUUGCCCAAGCACCAGUGGAGGAAUACCCUGGCAUCGCAGUGGAAACAGUCAGUGACUCAAGCCGUUACUUUGUGCUUCGGAUCCAAGAUGACAACGGCCGCAGCGCGUUCAUAGGCAUCGGGUUUGGAGACCGAGGUGAUUCAUUCGAUUUCAAUGUGGCUCUUCAGGACCAUUUCAAGUGGGUAAAACAAGAGAACGAGUUUAAAAAACAGGCUCAGACUCCGGACUCUACUCCUAAACUCGAUCUGGGCUUCAAAGAGGGACAAACCAUCACUCUAAACAUUGGGCAAUCGAAGAAAAAGGACAGGUCUCGUCCGCAGAGUUCAGGAGGCCUCGGUUUCCUUCCGCCUCCACCUGGAGGCAAGCUGGCACCUCCACCUUCAUCCAGAGCUACCAAUCUUAACACACAGCCAACAGCAGGGGGCGCUGACACCGGCUGCUUGCUAGAUCUUGACUCCAGCAACUCCAACUCAGUGGCUCCAUCCAACCCGACAUCCACAGCUAAAAAUGACCUGUGGGGAGACUUUGACUCUGUGGCCCAGAAGUGAGGAGAUACUGUCUCCAGCUGUGAGACUGAAGAUAUGCACUGACAGACAGCUGACUCUCUGUGUAGGUAUUAAUCCAUGAAGUGUGCGUCCGGCGCAGCGAUCUUCUAAUGUCGUAUUGAGAUUAUUGUGAAGUUGACCGCAGAAUGAGUUCAUUUGAGAGAACUCUUGUCAGCCCGCCGCUGAUUUACGAAGUGGUCGGGCUCUUUGGCGCUUUCUGUUCCGCUCUUGCGGCCGCGCAGCUGUUUAGCACUUACUCCAGUGGGGAUGUGUUGUUUUAACUAUAAAUCAGGACACAUGGAAGUGCUGGAUGGGAGAGGGUGUUAGGGGAAGGAAAAGAGGCAAAUACUUUUAUCUUCGCCUCAAGGGGAAAGAGAGGUUAUUUUUUUAUGUUAUGUCAUUUCCUCUCAGCACAGCUGUUUAAGCUGUGAAUUGUGAGUCGUUUGGGUCGUGACCUCUCUGAAGCUCAGUCAACAGGUCUGAUUCUGCUCAGUUCAUUCAGUCAGAGGAAGGAUUUAUCUGCAGUGUGUUAAUUCUGUUUGAAAAUGUGAAGGUAUUUUUGGCGUGCUGCAGACAAACAGAACAAGGAACCAAGCUAAUACGUGUCCGUUAGUGUGUUUGGUCGUGAAAUUAUGUAUCAAGAGCUGGACUAUGUGUCACCGAUAUCAUGCGUUGCGUCUGAUGUGCACUGACAAGUGGCGUGGUGAUGGGUGUUGACCGGAGCACACCAUAAAUGUUUGUUUAUUGUCUUAAAUUAUAUGUAUUUAUCCUAAAUGUUACUUGUUGUUUAAGCUGUAUAGUGUAUAAAAAUAUGCAAAUGAGAAUAAUGAAAAUGGAAACAUAAAAUAUAAUCAACCAUGCCAUUCUUUUCUUAAAUGAACAAAAUAAACCUAUAAAUGAAAUACUCAGAA